UUUUCUUGCAGUUGCGCAGCCAAUUUUUAUAAGACUUUACCGUUGGGCGAAAUCAACUGACAGGACAAGGCGGCUCCUCAUUGGCGUAUAGGUGUUAGUUGAGGCGAUACUCAAUGCACAAGCAAGUGGCAAGUAAUAGUUGGUGGCCGAGAGGCAACAAAAUAAAUUUUCCCACCCUCUACUCCUUCGCAACUUCACCUCAACACUCAUGCAGAUCAACGUUGCAACUCGACGCGCUGCCAGAUCUUUCAAUAGCAUAACAUGAUACGAGGACCUCUAUCAGGACAGAAGGCGCGGAAACCAAACGCUCAAUGUCAACUUUCGUUCUACUUAUCAUUCAUUCGUUCGGGAUCCCACGAUUGGCAAUGCCCUUCCUCUAGACAUCCAUGUGAAGACACGGGAGAUCCGCAAUGAAAACUUAUUUUCCUAAGCUUGCCACAUCACCGAUUCUCUCAGCUCUUCUUGAGAGUGCGUGCGCUGGUGACAAGAGCCGCAGCCCGUCACUCUUUUUGAAAGAAGAAACCAUUUUGACAUCUUUGGAAUGUCUAAACUCGACAUAGGGCUACGGUAUAGUUUACGGUUUACGGGCACGGAAAUGCCGUAAUCGUACCGUAUGGUGAGGAUUUUGAGCUCUAAAGGUUACGGCGCCGUUUAAACGGUAUGCUGAAUACACACCGGCAGCCUUCCCCAGUGCCAAUGAAGAAUCAAGUUUGUGUUGGUCAGAAGCCAAUUGUCCGGAGUAGUCUCAGUAGAUUUAGAGAGGAAACGUUCUUGGGGCCAAAUAAAGAACUCACCGGUAAGUCGCCAAUCUGUUUCCUGUGCAGGAUCGACGACGACACUUCCAUUUAGUCGUAUUUUUUUUGGAAAACUAUACCCACGUCGUGCAUUCCUUACAUACGGCUACCUGUAUGGUUUAAAUUCGUACCGUAUGUGGAGGCCUCUCAGAUACUGAUACGGACCCGUAUGACCGGAACCGACGCAGCUCUCCUCUAGAGGGGUCCGACAGUGUAUAAAAGCCCAAAGUGCCAUCUUCCCUUCUUCUGUACCACCACCAUCUCCUUCACCUCCCGUCAUCGCCAAGACAGUCUCACAUACAUGGCCUCAGUCAACUCCGCCUCCUUCAAGAGCGUUCUCUCCCGCACUGGCGAGCAGCCCGUCAACCACAUGAAAGAUGUUGUAAACCGCGACCGUGCCCGAGCUCAGAAGCUCCAGAGCGGGAUGCAGCCCCACGGCCCUCUCGCUUUCCACGAACUUAGGAAGAAACCAGCUCAUCACGUCGGAGCGCCAGCCACCGAAGAUCAUAACAAUACGUCCGUGGACGUCACUGAUAGUGCUGUCACCUAUGUUAUGCCCGUAGCUAUCGGGAACCCUGCUACAACAUUCAGCCUUUUGAUUGACACGGGAAGCUCCAAUACCUGGGUUGGCGCUCAUAAAGGAUACACACCAACCUCAACGAGCCAGACACAAGGAAAUGAAGUUCAAGUGACUUAUGGAUCAGGAUCUUUCGUUGGUACUGAGUACACCGACACUGUCGCACUAUCUCCAAAUAUGGUCAUCCAGGAUCAAUCCAUCGGUGUGGCCAAACGCGCUCAAGGGUUUGGAGACCCUAACGUCCAUGGUAUUCUGGGAAUUGGUCCAGUUGUCCUCACUCAAAGCACUGUUAAAGACAUGCCCUCUGUCCCUACCAUCACGGACAACAUGCUCAGUCAAGGAAUUAUCAAAACAGAAUCUAUCGGAAUCUUUUUUGCUCCAACCCCUGACAAGAGUCAGAAUCUCGCUAAUGGCGAGCUUACUUUUGGUGCUGUUGAUGAGAGCAAGAUCAUUACACCCAUGAAAUAUGUCCCUAUCACCAAGACCUCUCCCGCCAACCGCUACUGGGGUAUCGAUCAGACCAUCAAGUACGAUGGAAGCGAAAUCAUGAGCAAAAGUGCAGGCAUCGUCGACACCGGAACAACCCUCAUCAUGCUCGCGACUGACACUCUCGAGAAGUACAAGAACGCCACUGGCGCUGUCUUCGAUCGGGCGACCGGACUUCUCACCGUCACUGAUGAACAGUUCAAGGAAAUGAAGAGCAUGGAGUUCCAUAUUGGUGGGACCACAUACGAGCUUACACCUAAUGGUCAAAUCUGGCCACGUGCAAUGAAUGCAUCGGUCGGUGGCCGCGCGGACACAAUCUACCUUGUAUUUGCCGACAUGGGACAACCCUCUGGAAGUGGACUUGAUUUCAUUAACGGUUUUGCUUUCCUGCAGAGAUUCUACAGUGUGUACGAUACGACCAAUAGCCGUGUUGGUUUCGCCGAGACACAGUUUACUCGUGCCGAAACCAACUAGGCAGUCGAUUGGCCUUCUUUUCAACCCUUACUUGUAUGAUGUCUGCAGGCUACAGACAGACUGUUCUGAAUUCGCUGUCGACACGGUAAAGUGUAGUUACCAAAUGAUACUCAAGCAUUUGACGGGACACUUCUCGACGCUCGAAGCUCGAAACCCGGAGCCCCCAUGUUUGUAUUGAGUACACAAGGCACGCUACGAUCUUCGACGGUGAUAACAAC
Marasmius oreades (fairy-ring Marasmius) is the source of this 2549-nucleotide messenger RNA. RefSeq lists its product as uncharacterized. Gene Ontology annotation, molecular function: aspartic-type endopeptidase activity. Lineage: Eukaryota; Fungi; Basidiomycota; Agaricomycetes; Agaricales; Marasmiaceae. Gene Ontology annotation, biological process: proteolysis. The record is from RefSeq and is a predicted model, not a curated record. The transcript has 15 exons. The coding region runs from base 1096 to 2331 and encodes 411 amino acids.